Habropoda laboriosa is the source of this 2231-nucleotide messenger RNA. RefSeq names its product amyloid protein-binding protein 2 (gene Pat1). Gene Ontology annotation, molecular function: protein binding. Bases 1 to 1728 code for a protein of 575 amino acids. The record is from RefSeq and is a predicted model, not a curated record. Gene Ontology annotation, biological process: intracellular protein transport. The transcript has 9 exons. Lineage: Eukaryota; Metazoa; Arthropoda; Insecta; Hymenoptera; Apidae.
AUGGCCGAAACACGCAAACCGCCGGUGUUUUCCCCAAAAACUCUGUACCAAUUAAGUGCAUCGGCGAUAGCGAACAAGUUUCGCUUCAUGAGGAGGUAUCUCACCGAUCUGCCGAAUGAAAUGCUGUUCGAUAUUUAUCAUCAGUUGUACAAAGAAAAAAGAUUAUGUCGACUGGGAAUUGAUUUCAGCAAUUUAGAGAUCUUCUCCAAGAUGCUGACAGUCACCAGUCGCCGUACAGGCCUAUUACAAAUUUGUCAGGCUCUCAUAGAUCAUGGAAUACAAAUUGUGGAAGAGUUGGCUAUGAGUUAUUGUCUUCAAGCUAGGGAAGAUGUAGAUAAUCCAGAGAAAGUGAUAAAUCUAGGUCUAAGAAUUGGUGGAUUUUUUAGUGAUGGUGGUUGGUAUGCUAAAAGUGAACAGGUGUUGUUAGCUUGCAAAGAAUUAUGUCUUGCACAUAAUGACAAUUGGUGUAGAACUUUAGAAUGUUACCGCAAAUUGUUACAUGUACAAGCAGCCUAUUGUGUAUUUUCACAAGCAGCAGAAACAUAUCAGCUUGCUGUAGACCUAUUAACACAAAUCAAAGAGGCAGGCUAUAAGUAUUACAAUUGUGCUGCCACAUACACUGAAUUUAGUAUACUUUUCUAUAUGAAGAGUGAAUAUGAUGAGGCUUAUAGGUGGAGUAUAAAAGCACUAAAAGAAUUGAAUCAUACAUUAUCCGCGCGCGUUAUUAUUGAUGUUCUAAGACAGGCGGCAAAAUCGUGUAUAUUAAAGCGUGAAUUUCAAAGAGCUGGUCUGUUGAUCAGAGAAGCUGUGCAUCAUGCCAGAGAAGUAUUCGGAACAAAUCAUCCAGUGUACAGUAAUGUUCUGACAGACUAUGGAUUUUAUUGGUUAAACUUUGAUAAUAUUAUUAACAGUGUAAAUCUUUAUAAGGAGGCAUUAGCUAUUAAAAUAAAAAUAUUCGGUAGAAUGAAUUUACACGUUGCACUGGCACACGAAGAUUUAGCUUAUGCUCUUUACGUAUACGAAUACAGAUCCGGUGAAUUCCCAGAAGCAAGUGUUCACAUACAGAGAGCAAUAGCCAUAAUGUUAAACCUUUUACAUGCGGAUCAUUUGUUGUUAGCGAGCGCAAAACGAAUAAAUGCAUUAAUUCUCGAAGAAAUAGCGUUAGAUAGCACGUCGACACCGUUGUCCAAACAAAAUCUACUGUUCAAGGCUGAAUGCCUUCAUUUAUCCGCUUUGCAAUCGGCGAGAGAGGCAUUCGGCGAGAUAAACGUGCAAACAGCAAAACAUUAUGGAAACUUGGGGCGCGUGUAUCAAAGUAUGAGGAAAUGUAAGGAAGCUGAGGCAAUGCAUCUAAAAGCUAUACGUAUAAAAGAGGAACUAUUAGGACCACACGAUCACGAAGUUGGCCUGAGUAUAGGACAUUUAGCCUCGUUGUAUAAUUAUCACAUGAACCGGUACAGAGACGCCGAAAAGCUUUAUCACAGGAGUAUCAAGAUCAGUUUAAAAUUGUUCGGUAAAAGCUAUAGUGGCUUAGAGUACGAUUAUCACGGACUUUUGUAUGUUUAUAUGAAACUGAAUGAGUAUGAAAAAAUUUUGGAGUACGAAAGUAUAUUGAGCAACUGGAAAAUGCUUAGAGAUAAACACGUGGAAUCUGAAGAGCCACCGAUCGAUCCUAAGGGACGGCCGCAACCAAUCAGAAAUGUAAUUAAGACGUUCUUUUCUAUGUAAUAUAUCUGUAAAUUUAUUAUCGAAUGUUAAUAAUUAUUGACUUUCGCCGAUCGACUCUUAUAUUGAUUCUAAUUUUGAGUUGAAGUAACUCGGGCCAAAGUAUGAAUGAAAUGACGAGUUACACUCUAAAUGACUAGGACUAUUGUAAAUCAUAUAUUCCUGGCAAUAUCGUUAAGAUUAUUCAAACAUAGUCACAUGAACCUCUUCAUGUUUGUACUUUGUACCUCACCAUUUUGUAUGUAUUAAUUAUAUUUUACAGUUAGUUUAAGCAGAAAAUCAAGAAUUUUUAGAGCUGAACGUUUUUGCGUUGCGAUCGAUUUGUCAGCAGCAUUUAGGACGCGUUUUGAUUAUUCAAAAACAUAUUUGUCAUCAAGAGAUUUAUGUACUUUUUAGUUGAUGAUUUACGAAAUAUUAAAAAUUAGAAAAAGUCUCGCGCUCAAAAUUCCAAGUUUAAGAAAAGAAAUAUUCCCAUACACUGCAUGAUUUAUCAGACGACGACUAUA